Brachypodium distachyon (stiff brome) is the source of this 1297-nucleotide messenger RNA. Its product is annotated as E3 ubiquitin-protein ligase At3g02290. NCBI's taxonomy places the organism in Eukaryota, Viridiplantae, Streptophyta, Magnoliopsida, Poales, Poaceae. Gene Ontology annotation, molecular function: ubiquitin-protein transferase activity. The transcript is spliced from 6 exons. Bases 354 to 1043 code for a protein of 229 amino acids. The record is from RefSeq and is a predicted model, not a curated record.
GCCCAUCCCCACGGAAGGAGGAAAGCGAAGGAGUGAAGUCCACACGCGCACCAACCCUCCUCCUUCCUUCUCCCACGCGCCCCUCGCCGCCCCCUCUCCGGAACUCCAGCCUCUUCUAGAUUCCUCCCUCCUCGCCGCUCUCCCAUCCGGCCAGGGAUCAACCGCCGCCUGCCCGCAGAAGCCUCGACACCCCGUCUGGUUGUCGCCCCCGUCUUCGGCGAAUGAGAGUUUCAAAGAAUGAUCCAUGUCGAUAAAUGCAUAGCUGUGCCUGAUUGCCUGGAAAGAAUUAGGCUUUCACUCCAUAGUUGAGUAGUGACCAAUUUCUUCAUAAAGGGACAAAAACAGCGUGAAUCAUGGGUGGAUUUUGCUGCUGCCUCCGCACGGAGGAUUUUGAGGAAUAUGUUCAUCCAAAUAAUCCUGUCUAUAGGCAAUGCAUAUCCCUAAGGCAUUUUUUCCACAACAUUUUUGGCGGGCAUACUGCAACAUUUCAGAGGCUUGACUCUAGGCCAAGCAACCCAGCUCAAGGAGCUCCUCCCUUGGCAUCCACUAAUCCAAUUACCAAUAUAACAGACAGUUCAUUGUCUGAAACUUAUCACCUUGUUUCUAGACCACCCCCAUAUGAUACUGAUCCUAGAUAUGCCCGAGUUCAAAGGGAGGGAUUAGUAUCAAGGCGUGAAAAGUCUAUAAAUCUCACCCAGGAAGAGUCUCCAGUUCUUAGACGAAAUGGCAGCAGCUCUGGCGUUGAGCAUUUGGCUGCUCAAAAGAAAUGGAGCAACACUGAACUGGAGGGUGAACAUAAAGUACGCCGCUCCGAGUCAACCAAGAGUCUAUCUGCAAAAGCAUAUAACAGUGGCUAUGCAGUUGCCACUACUGAAGACGAAGAUGUCUGCCCUACCUGUCUGGAAGAUUAUACCCCGGAGAAUCCAAAGAUUAUAACCAAGUGCUCCCAUCAUUUCCAUCUAAGUUGUAUUUAUGAAUGGAUGGAGAGAAGCGAUACCUGCCCAAUGUGUGGGAAGGAAAUGGAGUUCUGCGAGAGCCCCUGACAGAAACUUGUGUGCCGGUUACACCAGGAAAAGGCAACAAAGCAUCAAGCAGUAUGGGAUGCUGGAGAGUGUAAAUAAUAGUAGUUCUCUGCUUCGUAACAGAUCUCUUUCUCGAGAUCAACUUAUGUGUGGACUGAAAUCGUUAUCUAGUAAAAGAAAUCAUGCUGGAUUUUUCUUGUCCAAUAUCUGAAUAGAUUUUGAAUGCCAGACUGCCAGUUCGAAGGUGGAAUUUUAUAAUACCUUUUCAAGUGUUC